Messenger RNA from Tachyglossus aculeatus (Australian echidna), 1020 nucleotides. RefSeq names its product PHD finger protein 5A (gene PHF5A). Gene Ontology annotation, biological process: mRNA splicing, via spliceosome. Bases 60 to 392 code for a protein of 110 amino acids. The record is from RefSeq and is a predicted model, not a curated record. Gene Ontology annotation, cellular component: precatalytic spliceosome; catalytic step 2 spliceosome; U12-type spliceosomal complex. NCBI's taxonomy places the organism in Eukaryota, Metazoa, Chordata, Mammalia, Monotremata, Tachyglossidae. The transcript has 4 exons.
GGGGUGGGUGAGCAGCAGCAUCAACUCGUGCUUGGGCCCGGGGCGCGGGAAAGAGAGGAAUGGCCAAGCAUCAUCCAGAUUUAAUCUUUUGCCGCAAACAGGCUGGAGUCGCCAUCGGGAGACUGUGCGAGAAAUGUGACGGGAAGUGUGUGAUCUGUGACUCUUACGUGCGCCCCUGCACAUUGGUGCGGAUCUGCGACGAGUGUAACUACGGCUCCUACCAGGGCCGCUGUGUCAUCUGUGGGGGGCCCGGGGUCUCCGAUGCCUAUUACUGCAAGGAGUGCACCAUCCAGGAGAAGGAUCGAGACGGCUGCCCCAAGAUCGUCAACCUGGGCAGCUCCAAGACCGAUCUCUUCUACGAGCGGAAAAAGUACGGGUUCAAGAAGAGGUGAUCCGUUGGCGCUUUCCUCCGCCUCCCCGCCCUCCCCUCCCCAUCUCACUGCUGCAGCUGCCCGAGAAGAAACGCCCCCCACCAACCAGCCAAGAAGAGAAACCGAGCCCCGCGUAGCGCCGUGUUUAUUUAUCUGUGGGCAUCGGGCCUCUCUUCCCCCGCCUCUCUCCCGCAAUGUGGCGGGGGAGGAUGAGUGUCGCCGACCUGAAAUUCGGGGAAAACGCGUCACCCGGGAAAAGCACUUGAAAUGCUGGUCCCAUCUCAGGUGAGGAGCUAGAGUCCGUCCGCCACUUUGGAGGUGGUCCCUGCACGGGGGGUAGGACGGUUUAGCCCCUUCCAGAUUAGUAGCCUUGGGGGGGGGAGCGUUAGGGUCUUCCCCCUCCACCUCUGUAGGGGUGCGUAUGUUUCCCCCGCCCCCGAGAAUCUCCGGGAUGCAGCGUUUUGAACGGGGCGGGGAGAGAGGUGUCAGAACAGUAAUAGUGGGUAUAUUAAAUGUCAAAACAGCCAGGAGGUGUGGGGGGAUGAUUGUACUUGUUUGUAUUCCCCUGAUGAAGAAAGACUUAAGAUCCUUUGUGUAGCUGCAGUGUGUGAGUUUAUUAAAGUUUUUUUUCUUCGUUCUUUUCUACUCA